ACACGGCCGGAGGCGCAGAACAGCGGGACUGAGGCAGGAACACGCAAAAGAAGAGGAAGAAGGACCAGGGACAGCCACCAUGUCCUUCCCGCACUUUGGACAUCCGUAUGGCAGCGCUUCCCAGUUCCUGGUGUCUGCAAGUUCCAACGCCCCUUGCUGCGAAUCCUCGCCGUGCUCCGUCCCGGACGUGGCCUCAGGCUCCACCCCGGCGGCGGCUCUCUGCUUAGCCCCCUACGACAGCCGGCUGCUGGGCAGCGCGCGGCCCGAGCUGGGCGCGGCCUUGGGCAUCUAUGGAGCCCCUUAUGCCGCCGCGGCAGCCGCCCAGAGCUACCCGGGGUACCUGCCCUAUAGCCCGGAGCCGCCCGCGCUGUACGGGGCGCUGAACCCACAGUAUGAAUUUAAGGAGACCGCAGGGAACUUUACUCCCAGCCUGUCACAACCAGGAGCCUAUUAUCACUAUGAGCCGACUCUGGGGCAAUACCAGUAUGACCGGUACGGAGCCAUGGAAUUGAGUGGCGCCGGGCGCCGGAAGAACGCCACGCGGGAGACCACCAGCACCCUCAAGGCCUGGCUCAACGAGCACCGCAAGAACCCCUACCCCACCAAGGGCGAGAAGAUCAUGCUGGCCAUCAUCACCAAGAUGACCCUCACCCAGGUGUCCACCUGGUUCGCCAACGCGCGCCGGCGCCUCAAGAAGGAGAACAAGAUGACUUGGGCGCCCAAGAACAAAGGCGGGGAGGAGAGGAAGGCGGGGAGUGGAGCAGAGGAGUCACUCGGCUGCCUAAAUGGGGACACCAAAGACGUUGCUGCUAGCCAAGAAGCUCAGGGACUCCGGCUGAGUGACCUGGAAGAUCUGGAGGAAGAGGAGGAGGAGGAGGAGGAAGAGGAGGAGGCGGAAGGAGAGGAGGCUGUAGUCACAGCUACGGACAGGCUGGCUGAGUUCCAUAAGGACACGCGGUCGCUGCCUGCACAAUGCGUUGCAGCUCGAGUGGGCCGGCUGGAGCGCAGGGGCUGCGACCUCGGGGCGCCCCGCUUCUCGUUCAAUGAGUCCCCGGGAUCCGGAGAAGCUGACUUCCUCCGGGCGGAGCCAGGGGGGCCCGCGUUGACCAUGCACUACCCGUGCGGCCAGAAACCGCGCAUCUGGUCUCUGGCGCACACCGCGGCAGCCAGCGCUGUCGAAGGUGCGCCUCCAACCCCGCCCAAGCCACAAAGUCCUGAGUGCCAUCUGAUUCCCGGACAGCCUCUGGGCUUGGGCGGGCGACCCACGGUCCCCAGAGACUCCGCAUGUGGCGAGUCUUCUCGAGUAGCCAAGGCCUUUGGAAAGCCCACGUUUGCGCUGCAGGGGCUGCCCCUGAACUGUGUGCCGUGCCCGCGGCGGAGGGAGCCGGCAGUGCAGUGCCCGUACCCGUCCGGAGCAGAAGCAGGUUAGCGCAACGGGGCGAUUUGCAGUUUGCGGACGAACCUUGGAAGUGAGCCCUGCUGUUCCACUCACCUUCCCGCUAAGAGGCUGGGAGACCUCACCAGGAACUGCGCUUAAGAGACGGACACACAGACACCCUCCCACAGGCCCUCCUUGCACGCAGAACUGAAGCAGGCGGCAGCCCGCCACCGUGUCGCACCCCAGAGGAAGUGGCAGGGCGCCUUGGGGAAGGCUGGGAGAGUCCGCCUCCCUCCUCUGGGUUCAGGGCCUGAAGCUGCUCCCUCUCCUGCUCACUCCCGCCCCCUCCCUGCGGAACUUCCAAGCGGACCCAGCCCCUAAGGACCACCUGUCUGCUCCCCGUCCCCACUCCUGUGUCCUUAA
Pteronotus mesoamericanus is the source of this 1801-nucleotide messenger RNA. RefSeq names its product iroquois homeobox 6 (gene IRX6). Gene Ontology annotation, cellular component: nucleus. Gene Ontology annotation, biological process: neuron differentiation; cell development; regulation of transcription by RNA polymerase II. The coding region runs from base 80 to 1429 and encodes 449 amino acids. NCBI's taxonomy places the organism in Eukaryota, Metazoa, Chordata, Mammalia, Chiroptera, Mormoopidae. The record is from RefSeq and is a predicted model, not a curated record. The transcript is spliced from 6 exons. Gene Ontology annotation, molecular function: DNA-binding transcription activator activity, RNA polymerase II-specific; RNA polymerase II cis-regulatory region sequence-specific DNA binding.